UUUUCGGCCAAAACAACGGGCCAUUUCGAAACGAUUCUCAGUGGAAACGGAACACGGUCGUCUCUGGGUCGGAAUUUAAUAAAGAAUAAUUACAACAGACAUCAGUUCGACGGGCAAUAAAUAAACAAUUACUGCAAUUUGUUUAAGCAAAAUAUACAAAACGAAAGAUUGAAAUAAAGGCCAAAAUAACAGAAAUAUUUGUGGCACGCUUGAUAUUGGAUUUGAUUAUCGUUGAAUUGUUGUUUGUGAAUCGAAACGGUGUCGGAAUUUCUAUCUCAUUUCUACUUGUACUAAAAUAGCAUACAAAAGAUGUCAGAGCCCACGGCCCAACAACAGCAACAGCAGCCACAGAAUGGCAAGGAGCGUUCCAAGUCAACUGAGGAGAAAGAAAUUCCCCGUGAACCGGCGUUGGUUUGCAAAGACAUCAAUAUUAAGACUGAAUUGGAGUGCCUGGUAAAGCUGCUCGAUGGCAAGAUCUACAAAGAAGAGGAAGUGGCCAUGGAGGAGCUGCAUCAGUAUUUGAUCGAGGACGAUGGCUCCUGGGCGCUGGGUGACAAUUUCCUUGUGUUUGUGCAGCGUGUACUGCGCGAUUCUCAGGCUUUUUCGCCGGACACACGGAUACACAUGAUUCGCACGUUGGCCUAUGCCGCAUUGAAGGAUGAUGUGAUCAUAAUACUGCAUCAGGAUCGCAGGGAUCACACCUUGAUGAACUUUGCACAGGACAUUGAUAAGCACACACCCGAGGAGCAACAGGCUUGGGCCAUGUUUACUUGCAAUCUCUUUGAGAAUGUGGGACCCUCGGAGUGGCUGCUGUACAUUUCGGAAUGGGAAUACAAUGGACAGACCAUCUCAAACAUAAGGGUUACCACCAAGGUGGCGGUACACUGCAUCCUCUCCAAUUGUCCGCAGUUGAAGAACAUUGGCUCGAUGAUCCUCUACAACAUUGCGAUCAAGGAAGUCAAGACGGUGGUAUUUGAUGACGUUGCUGUGGAGCUGGCCAUGGCCAUUUUGCAAUUCUUCCAGAGCAGCCCCAAUGAAGAUCAGAUCUUCCGCACGCUGAAGGCGCUAGCGCGUUUCCUCGAGGUAUCGCCCGAUGUUCAGAUGAUCAUUCAAAUGAUUGGACCGCAUCCAAAACAAUUCGCUGGCAAAAGCGAACGUGUUGACGAGCUGAUAAAGAUUAUUUCUCGCAAAGUGCCCGCCUAAGAGAAGGAUAGAUAUGGCGAGUGCACGGUGGGAAAGAGAGAAAUAAUCAUAAUUUAAGAGUAUAAUCAAUCAUAGGCAUACACAAUGUAGAUCUUUCAUUUUUGUAAAGCAUUUUCGCGACACAAUAAACAUUUCUAUUCUUUA
This is a messenger RNA of Drosophila innubila, 1347 nucleotides long. RefSeq lists its product as uncharacterized. The coding region runs from base 310 to 1203 and encodes 297 amino acids. Lineage: Eukaryota; Metazoa; Arthropoda; Insecta; Diptera; Drosophilidae. The transcript is spliced from 6 exons. The record is from RefSeq and is a predicted model, not a curated record.